Dendroctonus ponderosae (mountain pine beetle) is the source of this 1881-nucleotide messenger RNA. RefSeq names its product eukaryotic translation initiation factor 2-alpha kinase 1. The transcript is spliced from 5 exons. Lineage: Eukaryota; Metazoa; Arthropoda; Insecta; Coleoptera; Curculionidae. Gene Ontology annotation, biological process: protein phosphorylation. The record is from RefSeq and is a predicted model, not a curated record. Gene Ontology annotation, molecular function: protein kinase activity; ATP binding. The coding region runs from base 253 to 1737 and encodes 494 amino acids.
CYCAAACGYCSWAAGUUUUUGGUAAAUUCCAUUCAAUUCAAGUGCGCAAAUUCCGGAAAAGAUGAUCUUAACCACACUUAACAUUGCCCCACUAUCAGCGCAAUCUAGAUUUCUAGAUAAAUCCAGCUAAACAUAAAACAUGUUCAGACGUGCUCAGUUUCGACUGCAGUUAACACCUAGAGAUACCAGUUUUUAUUGCUGCCAUUCAGCGCAGAACAUUCAUUACUUUAGUCGAAAAUCAGAGUUAACUCAAUGACUGAUCGUAGGCCUACUUCAACGCCUGAAGGCGUAGCGGAGGCUGAAACCGUCCAAAGUACUUCAAGUUCAAGUAACGCAACGCCUUUAAUAGUUGCCCGUAGAUCUGAAACAUCAGCCAGCCUUCAAUUGGCUGCUCUGAUCAGCUUUAUACUGAGAACGAGCCAAACUGACCCAAAGAGACUCCCCACUUAUAAGCAAAUUUGUAAGCAAUUGUAUAAAUUGGGAUUGAUAAACCAAAGUUGGAGUACGGCGGAACUGGAAGGAGCCAGAAUCCAGUAUGAACAGCAAAUAAUUCGGUUGUUUAAUGGCAGCCCUACGAGUCGCCCCAGUACUUCGCUCUCAUUCAUCACUGAUUAUCAGAUGAAAUCGCAAUUUAAGAGGGAGUUCCAUGAAAUUGGGGAAAUCGGAUCAGGUGGUUUUGGACAGGUAUUUCGAGUAAAACACAAACUCGACGGCAGGGAAUAUGCAGUUAAAAAAAUACCCAUUGCCACCGAAGAAAUGGAUUCGGUGGAAACUUAUCUGAGCGAAGUGAAGACUUUAGCUGCACUGAACCAUCCGAAUAUUGUUCCGUAUAAAGCGGCUUGGCUCGAACUGCCUUCCCAAACUGAUACCAUUGGACGGUCGUCAGGCGAUCAACAACUUCUAAGUGAAAGUGAAGCAUUCACGACAGACGAAAGCAGCUCUCUAAUUAAUGAUGCUGAUCUGCUCAAAAAACACAAACGCAGCGAUUCCGCGCCAAUCGACAAGGCGAUUGUUCAGAAACACAAACCCAAAACAGUUCCAAAACUGCCUUGGGUCACCCUGUAUAUUCAGAUGGCCCUUUGCCAAGGUACCCUGGAUUUAUGGCUAUCCUGGAAGAAUAACAGGUUUACAUCCAGGGCGGCGCUUGUUCCUUCAAACGCCCACCUCGUAAGGACUGAUGCCAUUCGCCAAGUACUGAUUCAGCUAUUGAGAGGCGUGGACUAUAUUCACUCGAGAAACAUUGUCCACCAUGACAUUAAGCCGGGGAAUAUUUUUGUGAGUAAAGAACGGGAUGAUCUUUUGGUUCAAUUGGGCGAUUUUGGACUGGCAUGCCAUUUGCAUAGAACGCAGCAGCACAAAUUCGGUGGGGGAACUCCGAUGUAUGCCGCCCCAGAACAACUCGAAGGAGUUUGCGAUUCCAAGAGCGAUCUAUACUCGGUAGGAGUGGUACUGUUCGAGCUGCAAGAAGAUUUUGCAACUGGCAUGGAACGAUGCAGGAGAAUCGAGGAAUUGCGCAACGCGAAUCAUCCUCUGCCUUCAGAGUUGACUUUGGACAACUUGGUGCCUGCUUUAGUGCGACAUCGGGCUGAUGAACGCCCCGAUGCUAGAAAGGUACUUCGAGCCCUGGAAGAGCCCCAUGGUGCGUCGUUUUGCCAGGCCUUAGACCAGCUCAAGGAGAAAGACGCUGAGAUCGAAAGGCUGCGGGGACUGUUGGAACAGAACGGUAUACAAUAUUAACUAUGCAAUUGCCGAUGCUUGAAACUGAUGACUUUUUCGACCCGAAAAACUCAAUGUGAUAUGUAUUUUUGUUACUUGCGUGUUCUUAGAACAUUGCCGACUGAUUUUGACGUCCUUUAUACAAAAUAAACUUUUUACAAGUGG